ACAUUCCCCAACCCAUUAAAUAAAUCAGUUUCUUGUAAUUUAUUUAAAAUAAUACUGAUAUUAAUAUGUAAAAUAUCUAAAUUAAAAGUUGUUAGAACUGAGUAGCUUUUUUACCCAUAAAACGCAUAGGUACCGUAGUAAAAUAAUGACCGAAAUAAACUGGUUUAUAUCAAUUGAAAUAAAUCGAACAGAAAGCUUAUAAACAAACGGCGUAACUAAUGAUUUUUUUACGUAAACAAUUUUUAAUUGUAACGAUACUUGACAUGUUCCGUUAGCACACAAAGUCAGUCGUAAGUCGAGUCAAGAACCAUGCAAUAAUUUGAAGUUCACUGUAACUUAAUUAAGCCUGGAAAUUAUUAGUGUUCACUACAUGGGUUACGGCAGAACUUAAUAAAGUGCCAAAACGAGACAUUACUGCAGUACAAUAAGUUUCACCAUUCAAUAGAGGCAUUUAACGGGUACUACAAUAAAAUGUUUUUAAAGACACAAAUAUUCAAGGCUUUGGCAUUUAAAAAUCCUAUAAGGCUACCUAUUUCAUAUUGGAUGCUUGUUGGACUAAGGUUCUUAUUGACUUUGCUGCCGCAACGAGGAUACAUACACCCUGACGAAUUUUUUCAGAAUAUCGAAGUUAUUGCUGGAGAUGUAUUUGGAGUGGAUAUUGCACGAACAUGGGAAUUCAAUCCUAAAUUUCCCAUCAGAAACAUCUUUGUACCAAAAAUGAUACUAGGACCUCCUUUGAUAUUCAUACGUGCUCUUAAUCCUUAUGCUAAGAGCUACUUAAAAGUAGAUCUUGCAACUCCAUAUUACUUGCUGGUUGUACCUCGUAUUUUCAUAUGCUUGCUCUCAUUGAUCAACGACUACUGUCUUUACCGUACUUGUGUAUUAUAUGGACAAAACUUCAGGAAUAGACUUGUAAUAUUUGCAAGUUCAUAUAUAGUCCUUGUUUAUUGUUGUCGUAGUUUCUCCAAUACAUUUGAAAUGAUGUUCUUCUCUAUCCUUCUUCUUUUAGUUGCCGAAUGCAUGCUGAGGUCUGACAGAGUUAUAUACCACAAUGAGUACCUGCAAGAGAAAUACAGACAAGCAAAAACUCCCGUUGAAAGAGUGAAGAUUUUUAAGCUUACCACUCACUUGCCGGCUCAUUCGCUAAGUCGUGUUAUCAUAAUAUCUGCUGUGGUUGUAAUAGGUAUUUUUAACCGUCCAACGUUCAUAGCUUUUGCUUUCCCACCUAUAUUUUUCUGGUUGCACCGGGGCCUAGGUUCCAAAGUUAUAGGAUUUAAGGAUUUCCAUUAUCGCAUUUUCGCUUUUGUGCUUUGCAGUGUACCUACAGCAUUAUUCCUUAUAAUGGUUGACUCUGGUUAUUAUGGUUACAUUACUAUGGCUGAUGUAGAAUCUUUGAAGGUUUCAUGGGAUAGCUGGGUUGUUACUCCAUUAAAUUUCCUAAGAUAUAACAUUGAUUCAAAGAACCUGAUGCAACAUGGUGUGCAUCCUCGGUGGUUACACUUAGCUGUAAACAUACCCUUGUUAUUUAAUGUACUUGGAGGGUUGGCUUUUUUGACCCUUUCAACACAUGCCUACAGAUUCAUCCGUGGCCAAUACAGCAAACUUCCAAGAAUUCAAAGCAUUACCGGACUGAUGCUCUUCUCUCUAAUCAUCCCUAUUGCAGUAUUGUCUAUCUUUCCUCAUCAGGAACCCAGGUUCAUCAUACCAGUUUUAGUACCACUGAUAUACCUAUAUGGAAAUCAUCUUCACCCCAACGAAAGUAACGGAAUAAAUUACAGAAGACUGAAGAAUGGACUACGCUGGACUUGGUUUGUUGUGAACAUAUUACUAACAAUAUUUUUUGGAUUUUUCCACCAAGGAGGUAUAUACCCAUUCGCUAAAAGUUUGCACUAUGAAAUUAAAGGUAAUUAUGGUACUCACACUCAUGUCAUCUUAACACACAGUUACAGUAUACCAACUUACCUCCUACAGUUAGAGAGCACAACUAAAAUUUGGAAAAAUAGAAACACAGGACACAAAUACAGAUUGGCUCCUUCCACUUUUAUCUAUAAAUAUGGGUCAAUUCCAAUGCGAGAAUUGUUUAUGAAGAUUGAUGAGGAACUAUCAAAUGCAGAGGCAUUACUACACAAACAUAAAAAGAAUUAUAGAUUAUACUUGGCUUCACCUUGUUCUUUGCAUCAAAAAAUAUUAUCUGAAUCAUAUAAAUACCACCAUAUUGAUUUAGUAGAAGAUUUUUCUUACUACCCUCAUUUUUGUACUGAAGCCUUACCUGAAUUUCCAAGUAACCAUGAUCAGUCUUGUAUUAAAGAAAUUUCAAAAAAUAAAUCUACAGCCAUAGAUAUUAAUAUUAUCGAUAGAAUCUCAUGUUAUUUAAGAAAGUUUUGCUUGAAAGUUUACAGAGUUAAAACCAGUGACUAUAUAAAAUGAUCAAAUAAUAAAAUCAAUCAUUCCAAAUACUCAUUAUCCCAAUCUUUACAUUUUCCCCAUUCACUUUACUGAGCAUCAUAUUCUUCUUCUAAUUCAUCAUUUCAGAACCACAUUAAAUAGGUAAAUGAAAAAUAAAACACUGAUAUGAAGUUUUCGAGUGUCUAUUACAGUGUUAGUUAUCAAGUGGCUUAGACCUAUUAUUAUUUUGCAAUUGAUAUAUACCUCAAUAUACCAUGCAGUGCAGGGACGACAGUAUCACCUUAAGGCUGGAAACAGUGUUCUGGCGUAUCGAUAUCUAUGCAAGUCUAUGAAUGCGCACACAGCUACGCUGACGGUACGCGCGUGAUUUGGUUCGCGCCUACGGUCGGUCGAGCCGUCGGUCGACCGACGAGCUAUGAGAUGAGAUUGUAUGGAUGUGUUCAUUAAAGCAAAAAUGAAUAUCGAUACAGAGCGCCUUAUUACUGAAGUGCAUCUUCGUCCGGAAUUAUGGGAUUUAUCAUCUGUAUUAUAAAUAUAUGAUGCUAAAAUAAGUGCUUGGCAAGAAGUUUGUAAAGAAUGAAUUCAUUCCAUAAAGGAUUAAUUUGUCUUGUGACACGCAUCGCAGUUCACCGUCAGCGUAACACUGAAUGCAUUUCCGCAACCGACGGUCAUGGCGUACCGUCGGUCGGGCACUGUUUUCAGUCUUAAUGGGACCAGUCGCGCAGUAUUGAAACAUUUUCUAGGUCACAUAUUAUGUACAUAAACUGAUUCAAAAACAUUAAAUGUAAAUUUCAACGUCAUCACUUAACUAUUUCUAAGAAAACACUAAAAUUUACAUUUCUAAGUUCAUCAAGUUCAAAAAGAUCAUAAUUCCUCGUACGCCUUAUUUGCACUAGUAAAGGUCGCGUUUUUUUUAAGGCGACGCCAUCGUUCCCACUUUUUACAUUAUUAACUUGACCUUUAUGUGAGCAAGCUAAAUAAAUUCAAUCGCACCACUUUGAUCUAGUUGAUAAAUGUACGUAACUCGUCAAUGUGCUCGACACUCAUGCUGCAAAAAUUCUAGCUUUAGGUUAUUGAAUGUAGAAUCUUAAGAUUUUAGCUGUAAAAUCACACGCAAACAUUAGAAUGAUCUGAUCUGAUCUAAUAGUUUAUUGGUUUGUUAGGUAUGAUUGUGGCAAAUCCUUUUUUUUGUUUGUUAAAUCAAUAGCUUUAAUAAAAUGAACUGAAAUGUUUAAGAAAAUAAUUUGCAAAGAUUAUUGCUAGUCUUAACAAAACCUUUCAUUGAUAUAUUUUUUAUUUGCUCAAAAUCUAUAUUUCAUUAAGAAUUGUGACAAUUAUUGAUUAAGUAGUAUUAAGAAUGAUUGAGAUUGUUUAAUUUUUAAGUAUGAUUUUUUUUACAUAAACAAUUACUUGUAUCAAUUUCCCUGUUAUUUUCAUGCUCUCUUAGUGAGAUUCGCUCAUCUCAAGACAAUCUUUACGCCUACUGUGUACCCGACGCGGUACAUCGACAUCUAGAAACCUAAACGUUCAUUUGGGACUGCUGCUGCUGGUUAGCCGGUUGACAAAUUUAGCAGAUGGCGUGUUUAAUUUACUGGUCAACUUUAAUGGAAAUUGAAAACAGGAAAUUAUUCUUUCGGUUUCAUAACCCAAAUUUUAUUUUAUUUUAUUAGCCACACAAUAUCCUUACAAGCUAAAAUAAAAGAUAGGUACAUUAUAAAAAAAUACAUAAUUAAUUCUUAUUAAUACCCAAUAAAUCCCAACAUUUAUGUUUACCAUAUUAUACUGAAUGAAUAAUUUUAUACACGUUUUAGUGAACCUGGCCUAAUUGUGGACUCUAAAUUGUGUAAUCCUCUAGCAAUAAGUUUUUUAAACAACUGGCUUAAUACUGGCGUAUAAUUAAUCUGAUUAAUUUAUCUGAUUUUUUUAUUGCGUAUAGUUUUUAUUGUUUUUUAACCGACUUCAAAAAAGGAGCAGGUUCUCAUUUUGACUGUGUUUUUUUUAUGUUUGUUACCUCUUGACUGGAUGACUCGAUUUCGAUGACUAUUGUUUUUAGUACACUUCCGUACGUAAAAAAAAUAGUUGCUUUGGAAUUAUUUUUUUCUAUUUGAAGUCGGUUUUUGUUAAAGCGUUUACAAUUAUUCCCACUGUUUUUUUUACUUGAUCAGUGAUUUUUAUUGUACUACGACUCCUAUUAAUAUUUGUGUUUUGUUAUAGAUAUUUUUUCUUGUAAGGGUCGAAAAAAACACACUCCAUUUUUCGUUGCACCAGCACUCUAGCAAUGUGCGAACAUUAAGUAAGUGUUAAGUAAGGUUAAGAUGGCUUUAUUUAUGUCAAUAGUUAUUAGAUAUGCGCUUUUGAAGUCGUUAUCAGAUUUUUCAGUAAUCAGCUGAAGCGAAAAUGAGAUUAUAGAACAUAAAAGGAACUUUAACGAAUAUUAAUUUUAGUACCUAUUGUGCUGAUUGAUCGCUGUUUGAUGCUGACCUGUGGGAAUAUUCCAUUACAUAAUGUCCAGAGUAGGUAGUUAACACUAAUUAAACUAAUUGUUAUAUACUUUAAACUAGCACAGUAAGUUUUCAUCAUAGAUAAUGACUUCAUCCAAACCAUCAAAGGAUUAGCUGUGCGUGACACAUACUCCCUGGGCUUAAAUUAGUUUAGAUGACUUUGUUAAAUUGCAUAUGUGGCCCAUGUAUUUAUCGGUGAAGUUAACGUUCUGUUGAUAUCUGAUAAUUUGUUGAAACAUAUUGUGCAUGACAUUUCUGAAACUUUUUUAUUUUAGCCAUACUAUCAGAAUCUCAAUUUUCUAUAAUGACAAAAUUAAUUAGAUGAAUUAUUACUAAUAAAAUAAAACUUUACACCAAUGCUUA
Messenger RNA from Bombyx mori (domestic silkworm), 5270 nucleotides. It is a transcript of the gene PIG-Z, whose product is annotated as GPI mannosyltransferase 4. Gene Ontology annotation, molecular function: alpha-1,2-mannosyltransferase activity. Gene Ontology annotation, cellular component: endoplasmic reticulum membrane. Gene Ontology annotation, biological process: GPI anchor biosynthetic process. The transcript has 3 exons. The coding region runs from base 472 to 2427 and encodes 651 amino acids. The record is from RefSeq and is a predicted model, not a curated record. Lineage: Eukaryota; Metazoa; Arthropoda; Insecta; Lepidoptera; Bombycidae.